AGCAAGACUGGACACCAUGGUGGUCGUGCGACUAUGCCAGGAAGGAGCGACGGGGGGAGCGGCGAGAUGUCCACUAAGAUCCACGGACGAGAUCGGCGAGGGAACCCUGAGGCAUGCAUUUCGCCACAACGGCGACGACGUGCGGCUGUGCGUUUCUGAGACGCAUGAGAACGAGCUGGAGUGGAUCAAGGACAGGGACACGCAGCUGCUGAUGGAUGGGCUGAUGGCGAUGGAGACAGCUGACGACGUGCGAUUGCUGCACAAGUUCAUCUCCCAGUCGAAGGACGUGUCCCCUACCCUUGACAGCAUCCCCAACCUCGCUAGUCCGCCCUCGGCAUCCAAAGGGAAGAAGUCGGCCACCUCGAGCAUGCUGAGAGACUACGUGAAGAGGAAGGUACACGACAGGCUGGUGAGCAAGGGGAUGGUGAGCAAGAGGAAGGAGGCGCAGGACGCCGCCUCCUCCUCCUCCUCCUCGUCCGACAGCUCGAGGCGGCACAACCUGAAGAAGGCGCUCUACAGAAAGAUCGAGAACAGGAUCCAGACCAUGAGGGCCGAGGGCCCGCGGCUGGUGAUGAAACAAGUAGGAGGCGAUGGCAGCGGGCGGUAAUACCGACCUCUCCUCCGAUGCUCCCGCGCUCCCCUUGCCGACUCUUGUUGUUUUGUAAUCUUGUGCUUCUCCUUCCUCCCCCCUGUGUCAAAGUAAAGUUUUCUCUGUUUC
Molecule: messenger RNA, 718 nt
Organism: Guillardia theta CCMP2712
Lineage: Eukaryota; Cryptophyceae; Pyrenomonadales; Geminigeraceae
Exons: 3
Coding region: 17-607 (196 amino acids)
Source: RefSeq, a predicted model, not a curated record